Rotaria sordida is the source of this 1218-nucleotide messenger RNA. NCBI's taxonomy places the organism in Eukaryota, Metazoa, Rotifera, Eurotatoria, Philodinida, Philodinidae. The record is from the annotation of a GenBank genome assembly.
AUGGGAAAAACUGGUUGUGGUCCACUAUUAAGUGUUAUUAUUCGUUUUUCAUCAUUAUUAGGAAAUGUUGAAUUUCUAUCACCUCUAAAAGAGUCACCUAUUCGACGAGAUAAACGUUUUAUUAAAGUAUUUUAUCCCAUUAAAGAAGUAUUGAAUAUCAAUCAAUUAAAUGAUAAACUACCCACACACCCCACACCCACAGAUAUAUAGCUUAAGCAUGCCUCUAACAUUGACAAAAAAAUCAGCUCAUUCGCUCAAGCUGUAAUGGUGGCAUUCCAUUGUUUCCGGUAAAGUGACUUUUGCGCCGUCUUGCAUAUUGUAUUGUCCCAUUGUUUUUGUCUACCUGUGACAAAAAAAAUGUUUUUGGUUAAGAUCAAUAGUUAUACUUAACAAAGAAUUUCUCUGGGCAUGUCUUUAUGGCUAUAAACUUUGAAUAUGCUUCUUGAAUUGAUAAAAAAUCAACUCAUUUGCCUGGGCCGUAACGGAGAUAUUCAAUUUUUUGUCGAUAAACUGACUUUUGAGCCACCCUGUAAAUGUACAUAUGCGAAUAUGAAAGGAUGAAAGAAUAUUUGCAAAACAUUGAUUUAUCUCACAGAUCUACUAGCGUCUCUGUAGCUACCUGUGUGAAACAAUUCUUUCUAUGAUAGAACGACCGUAGAAUUAUUACUAGCUAAAAUCGAUUAUAUCGAUGUAGGAUGUUUGCUACGAUGAUGUAAAAGCUAUGAAUUUUUCAUAAGAAAGAAACAGCAUGACAUGCACGAUGAUAACAAUAAAAGAAAAAAUCUAAAGUAAUCAACCAUAGACUUAUUUUAAUAAUAAAAACUAUGAAAUGAUAUUACUAACGGAAGAUGAUUCAUGACCAUUAUAUUUACUCAGAAUGUGGCCACCACUAAUGCGUCCUAACAAAUAAAUAAUAACGCUAACAACAAGUCGUUUUACCAUUAUAUCAGAAAAAUAAUCACAUGAUCUUUCAUCUUCGUUAAAAGUUUUAUAAUAAUCCAUGUAAUAUAGAAUACGAUGUACAAGCAUCAAUGUGUAAAAGCAGAGAGCCACAAAACAAUGCGUGCAGACAAUAUUAUAUAAUUUAACCAUAAAUGUUCAAGCCAAAGGUUAUGAAUUGAUAACGCAUUCAGAUUUUUAAGUUGAGUCUCAUACCAUUUUUUACUAGGAAGAUCGAUUGCAGUUAAACUUUCCCAAAUAUUGCAGUCUGGAAAAUCU